AUGGCAAUAGCUCCUGGAGGAGAUAACCUAGCCGAUAGGGAGCGCAACCCGCCACCUAAGCCUAUCCCAUUAGAGUUCCCGAACUAUAUCCCACCACGAUGUGAAUCCCCCUUGAGCCAGAAACAUAUCAAAACCGUUUGCCGGAGUCUUGCGUCUAUUCGUCGGCUUGCAGACAUUCAAGACUCCCAUCUUGCACAUCUCAACGUUCAGCUCGACCAAGAUGUUCCCCCCUCAGAAUUAAUCCCCAGCCAGGGGUUUGAGGCUCGCCCGCUCCUGUACGAUGCCGAUCUCACAGCCAUGCUGACGGAACUCGAAGCUGACAAUGAAGACGCUUACCGGGAAAUCCUCCGGAUGCCUCCACUAGAGGGCCGAAAGAAACCCCGCCUAGCUUAUUCCAGGAACUUCUUUGCAAGUCUAGAAGAUAUGAGUCGGUAUUGGGACGACAGCAAAGACAACUACUAUGAGGUUGAGGCGAGCCAUGCAGAAGACCCGGGCAAAGAUCUCGAAGACGCUGGCGACAAAUCCAUGGAAGCCUUGGAGUCAAAUGAAGUCGAAAUGACAGGGAUCUCCCGCAACAGACAGAAUGUACAACGAAGCAACGAACAGGUGGUCAACGGAAGCCCUUCUGGCGUUGACAUAAACACACAAACUACAGAACUUUCUGCUCGGCCGAAAAUGAAACAGGUAUACAAAGGAAAUCGAUUAGGCAACGGCGAGCAAAUGACGGCAGGUACACGGGUCGCGGCACUGCGAAACCUCCUCAAGAUGGCCGUCCACAAAUUCAAUUGCCGGGAUUACGACGUCAGUCCACGGGAGAGGUUGCGGAUACAGAACAUCAAUGUUCCUGCUGCGUCGUACAACUUCUGUGUCGCAAAGCUGCCAGCCGAGCCGACACUUCUAAGAGCAAGAAUGGUGGAAGGGCCGCUUAUGGCCGUGCAUUGUCGAAACGAAGUGCGAUUCAAAUCCAGAGAGGGUCUUCUGAGUCCAACCAGUGAUUUUGUAGGAGAGAAAUUCGAUCUCUUUCGCGAAAUAGGGGGUAUGUUGAUGCUUGCGAAACAGAGAGCGCGAGAAGGGCAGACACUGUCUAAAGAACCUAGAGAGGAUCAGUGGUGGGCUGUCAAAAGCCGAUGGGGCGGAGGCGAGAUGAAAUGGGGUCAGCUUGCCAGUGAAGUUUUCGAAGACGACGAUCCUAGCUGGAGUGUCGCAGAGCGGCGACUACAGCUGGAAAAGCGAGAGAAAGAAGAAGAUGAACGCAGAAAGGCAGAGGCAGCAGUCGCGACUGACCUGAAUAAUCUCAAACCGGAGGAUCUGAUUUCCGGACCACCGACCCCUGGCAGCGAGCGACCCAAGAAGAAGAAGAAAAGCGGCGCAGAAGGUGGUGCGUCGAAAGAUAGGAGCGAGUACAAAGAUGGGCGGAAGUUGAUGUACGUUCCUCCCUUACGGCGGAAGUGGUAUCAGGAAUGGGUGAAAAUUCGACCGAACGGACCUUGCUGGGACGAAAAGAUCAUCUAUCGAACUGUUGGCAAGGUCGGAGAAGGCGAAGGGAACGUUGGCUGGGAUGAUGUCUACAUGGUUUCGGGUGCCAAUCACCACGCCUGCAUACUGAGGAUGAGCGUCCACGACAACUACCUCGAAUGGCUGGAGACUGGGAAAGCCAGCAGUGUGAGUCGAGGAGGCACGUCUGAGAAGCCAGGCUCCCGGCAGGACCACGUGCUGUAUGUGAGUCGAAGUCCAUGGUUUGAUCUCUUCGAGAUCGAGCAACGAAAAGAGCUCCUCGUUGCCAUAUGGCGGAUAUUGAGCUGGAUGAACAGAAAGGAAGUGCCAAAAGAGCAGAUCGAGAAGAUGGAAGAGCUCAAGCAGCAGCAGACGGAGCAAUUGAACGGAGACCGCGAGAUGGAAGUCUGA
This is a messenger RNA of Cladophialophora yegresii CBS 114405, 1905 nucleotides long. RefSeq lists its product as uncharacterized. The transcript has a single exon. Bases 1 to 1905 code for a protein of 634 amino acids. Lineage: Eukaryota; Fungi; Ascomycota; Eurotiomycetes; Chaetothyriales; Herpotrichiellaceae. The record is from RefSeq and is a predicted model, not a curated record.